AUGGACCGAUGGUCCAAAAUACGAGAGGGGGAAGAUGGAGUUGUAGGAGUGUGUGGUGAUGAAGAAGUGGAAGCGGAAUUGAACAUGGAGGAACGAAAUGAGGUGGUGGAGGAGGACGAGGAGGUGGUGGAGGAGGUAGAGGAGGUGGUAGAGGAGGAAGAGGAGGUGGUAGUGGAAGAAGAGAAGGUGUUGGAGGGGGAAGAAAAGGGGGUGGAGGAAGCGGAUGUGGUGGAGGAGGAAGAGGAGGUAGUGGAGGAGGAAGAGGAUGGGGUGCCGAACCGGGUGGUAAGGGUAGAGGUAGCGGAGGAGGAUGAGGGGUUGGGGUUGGCAGUAGAGGGUGGGAGGGAGGAGGGACAAAUCGCGGAUGAUUUGAGGGUUUGCGAUUCGAGCAAGCCUACAAGUGUGGGGGUGCGGGUUGUAGAGGUGGAGUUAUUGGGAAGGGAGAGGGCCAGUGGUGCACGUUCACACAUUGACUCGACAUCUGUGCGUGAACCGUCCACCCCGACACGGGAGGGAUUGUGCACACCUUCUAUCUUCCCGUUCUCACUGGCAACCCCAUCAUCAGGGACGUUUUUGUUUAGUAGUUCAGAUGGCGAGGCGAGUUCUGCCUCUUGGGCUCGUAGACGAUGUCGCGCGAUGGACAGAGUGCGCUCGAGCAGGGUUCGGCGUCACUUACCUAUCGCCGGCUUUCUCAGCGUGUACUUUGAAAUCAACAUAUCCAUUGAUUCACCUGGCUUUUCCCUCUACAGUUAUCGGGACUACUCUCAUGACCUCGGGUCGUAA
Closterium sp. Yama58-4 is the source of this 783-nucleotide messenger RNA. The record is from the annotation of a GenBank genome assembly. Lineage: Eukaryota; Viridiplantae; Streptophyta; Zygnematophyceae; Desmidiales; Closteriaceae.